Molecule: messenger RNA, 1794 nt
Organism: Cadophora gregata
Lineage: Eukaryota; Fungi; Ascomycota; Leotiomycetes; Helotiales; Ploettnerulaceae
Exons: 5
Coding region: 1-1794 (597 amino acids)
Biological process (GO): carbohydrate metabolic process
Molecular function (GO): beta-glucosidase activity
Source: RefSeq, a predicted model, not a curated record
AUGUUGCUGCCACUAUUCUCGGUUUUGCUUCUUCUAGGACAAGUUGUUUCUCAAAAUGCAACAUCCAGCACUUCUGCCUCAGCCCCAAUAACCCCACCAACACCCACCAUUUCUUCAAAUGGGACUGCAAUUACAAACCCGGCAGCAUUCACAUCGGUAAUGACUGUCAAUGUCGAGGAUCUCUGGAAUCUUUUCGUGGGUCCCGUUUCAACUGCAGCAGUCAAUACCACUGUCUCGGCGACACCAAUUCCAACUCAUGAGCUCAUUCCUCCUCCAGGGCUAUACUACGACCCAUUUCCAGCUGGGCAGCAAAUUCCCAUGACAGUCAAGAAUGAGAGUUGGAAAUUUCCUGCUGGGUUCUGGUGGGGUGUCGCCAGUGCUGCAUAUCAGGUUGAAGGAGCUGCCAAGGACGAGGGACGAGGACCGUCCAUUUGGGAUGUUUUGUUGCAUCGAGUGACUGGUUACUCUGUGGCGAAUCAGACUGGUGAUGUGGCAGAUAAUCAGUAUUUCUUAUAUAAGCAAGAUAUUGCUCGUAUCGCAGCAUUGGGUGUAAAGACCUACUCAUUUUCUCUGAGCUGGUCAAGAAUCUUCCCAUUUGGGAAUGGACCUGUGAAUGAGCUGGCACUUGCACAUUAUGACGACGUUAUCAACACGUGCAUCGAAUAUGGCGUUGAACCUGCUGUAACGCUUUACCAUUGGGACUUACCCCUCAAUUUGCAAAACAGCUAUGGCGGCUGGCUAGGUGGGCAGAUUGUAGAUGACUUUGUAAACUAUGCCCAGGUUGUAUUUGAGCGAUAUGGUAAUAAAGUACCUCGAUGGUUUACUGUCAAUGAACCGAUUGUUUUCUGUAACAAUUAUCCAUUACCAGACAACUAUUUCACAAAUACCACAAUUCCCAAGAGACAGCAGCCAUUCUGGUGCGGCCACCACGUCCUCCUCGCACAUGGCAAAGCAUACCGACUCGGAAAAUCAAUGGGUCUGAAUGGGACUAUCUCGUUCAAGACGAAUGGUGGAUACAAGAUCCCACUGACAAACUCAAGCGAAGAUGCUCUUGCUGUGCAGAGAGCUUGGGAUUUCAAUGAAGGAUGGUUCGCCAAGCCUACUUUCCUCGACGGAGACUACCCUCAAUAUUUGAAGGAGUAUGUCUCAGGUUUCUUACCUGACUUUACAGAUGAGGAGAAGGCUAUCAUUAAUGGGACUUCUGAUGUCUUUGCUCAUGAUGCAUAUACUUCGCAAUUCUAUAUGGCUCCCGACUCUGGCAUCGAAGCCUGCACAAGCAAUAGCAGUCACCCACUCUACCCGACCUGCGCUAACACAACAUACACCUAUGCCGCUUCAUCCGGUGGCUGGAAUAUUGGUCCAGCAGCUGACCCACUUUCUCCUUGGUUGCACAAAGCUACAGACUGGGUUCCUGCAUUCUUGCGCUACAUUCAGGACACCUGGAAACCAGCUGGCGGAAUCGCUGUUACAGAAUUCGGUUUCGCUGAACCGUUCGAGCUAUUGAAGACGAUUAAAGCAGACAUUGUCUUUGAUCCAAUCAGGAGUAGUUACUACCGAGAUUACAUGCAGGCCAUUUUGAUGUCGAUCAGUGAGGGUGUGAAUGUGGUUGGGGCUUUGGCUUGGAGUAUUGUGGAUAACUUGGAAUGGGGGGCGGGAUAUCAGGACAAAUUUGGUAUUCAAUAUGUCAAUUUAACGACUCAAGAAAGAAGCUACAAAGCUAGUUUCUUCGAGUUCGUUCACGCAUUUGAAGUUUACGGCACGGAUCCAGUUGUCCCUCACUAUGUCUCCACCUAG